AUGUAUGCAGCGGUGGAGCAUGGGCCUGUCCUUUGCAGCGACUCCAACAUCCUCUGUCUGUCGUGGAAGGGGCGCGUUCCCAAGAGUGAAAAGGAGAAGCCAGUGUGUCGGCGGCGCUACUAUGAGGAGGGCUGGCUGGCCACAGGCAACGGCCGCGGCGUUGUUGGGGUGACCUUCACUUCGAGCCACUGCCGCCGGGACAGAAACACUCCCCAGAGAAUAAACUUCAACCUGCGGGGCCACAAUAGUGAGGUUGUGCUGGUGAGGUGGAAUGAGCCGUACCAGAAGCUGGCCACGUGUGACGCAGAUGGAGGGAUAUUUGUGUGGAUUCAGUACGAAGGGAGGUGGUCCGUGGAACUGGUCAACGACCGAGGGGCUCAGGUGAGUGAUUUCACAUGGAGCCACGAUGGAACUCAAGCACUUAUUUCAUAUCGAGAUGGGUUUGUCCUGGUUGGUUCUGUCAGCGGACAAAGACACUGGUCAUCUGAGAUAAACCUGGAGAGUCAGAUCACAUGUGGCAUAUGGACUCCUGAUGACCAACAGGUGCUGUUUGGCACGGCCGACGGGCAGGUGAUCGUCAUGGACUGCCACGGCAGGAUGCUGGCCCACGUGCUCCUGCACGAGUCCGACGGCAUCCUCAGCAUGUCCUGGAACUGCCCCGCCUUCCUGGUGGAGGACAGCAGCGAGAGCGACACGGACUCAGACGACUACUCCCCACCCCAAGAUGGUCCAGCAGCGUAUCCCAUCCCGGUGCAGAACAUCAAGCCGCUGCUCACCGUCAGCUUCACCUCGGGGGACAUCAGCUUAAUGAACAACUAUGACGACUUGUCUCCUACUGUCAUCCGCUCAGGGCUGAAAGAGGUGGUGGCCCAGUGGUGCACGCAGGGAGACCUCCUGGCCGUCUCUGGCAUGGAACGGCAGACCCAGCUCGGUGACCUCCCCAAUGGCCCUCUUCUGAAGAGUGCCAUGGUCAAGUUCUACAAUGUCCGCGGGGAGCACAUCUUCACCCUGGACACGCUUGUGCAACGCCCCAUUGUCUCCAUCUGCUGGGGACAUCGGGACUCGCGGCUGCUGAUGGCUUCAGGACCAGCCCUGUACGUGGUGCGCGUGGAGCACCGCGUGUCCAGCCUGCAGCUGCUGUGCCAGCAGGCCAUCGCCAGCGCCCUGCGAGAAGACAAGGACAUCAGCAAGCUGACCCUGCCCCCCCGCCUUUGCUCCUACCUCUCUACCGCCUUCAUCCCCACCAUCAAGCCCCCAAUUCCAGACCCCAACAACAUGCGAGACUUUGUCAGCUACCCCUCGGCUGGCAACGAGCGUCUGCACUGCACCAUGAAGCGCACAGAGGACGACCCGGAGGUGGGCGGCCCGUGCUACACCCUCUACCUGGAGUACCUGGGCGGGCUUGUGCCCAUCCUCAAGGGGCGACGCAUCAGCAAGCUGCGGCCAGAGUUUGUCAUCAUGGACCCCCGGACAGAUAGCAAAUCAGAUGAAAUCUACGGCAACAGCUUGAUCUCCGCCAUGCUCGACAGCUGUAACUGCUCAGACUCCAGUGACAUCGAACUGAGUGACGACUGGGCUGCCAAGAAAUCCCCCAAAAUCUCCCGAGCUAGCAAAUCACCCAAACUCCCAAGGAUCAACAUUGAGGCUCGGAAGUCUCCCAAGCUGUCCCGGGCUGCUCAGGAGAUGUCCAGGUCUCCCCGGUUGCCGAUGCGCAAGCCCUCCAUUGGCUCACCCAGCCUGACGCGAAGAGAGUUUCCCUUUGAAGACAUCACUCAGCACAACUAUCUUGCUCAGGUCACGUCUAAUAUCUGGGGAACGAAGUUUAAGAUUGUGGGCUUGGCUGCUUUCCUGCCAACCAACCUCGGUGCAGUAAUCUAUAAAACCAGCCUCCUGCAUCUCCAGCCACGGCAGAUGACCAUCUAUCUCCCAGAGGUUCGGAAGAUUUCCAUGGACUAUGUUAAUUUACCUGUCUUCAACCCAAAUGUUUUCAGUGAAGAUGAAGAUGAUUUACCAGUGACGGGAGCAUCGGGUGUGCCUGAGAACAACCCUCCAUGUACCGUGAACAUCCCCAUCGCUCCCAUCCACAGCUCGGCGCAAGCUAUGUCCCCCACACAGAGCAUAGGAUUGGUGCAGUCCCUGCUGGCCAAUCAGAAUGUGCAGCUGGACGUCCUGACCAAUCAGACCACGGCAGUGGGGACGUCUGAGCAUGGAAGUGAUAGUGCCACCCAGUACCCAGUCUCCAACCGCUAUUCCAACCCCGGACAGGUGAUCUUCGGAGGUGUGGAGAUGGGCCGCAUCAUACCCAACCCCGCUCAGCUGUCCCUGCCACCGCCUGCACCAGGGGCGAUCCAGCUUUCGGUGUUGGACCACGGAGACCGAGACCAUGACCACCUGCAGAAGUCCACCAAGGCCCUGCGGCCAGUGCCGCAGCUGGCCGCCGAGGGGGACGCAGUGGUGUUCAGUGCCCCGCAGGAGGUCCAGGUGGCGAAGAUGAACCCCCCACCCCCCUACCCGGGACCCGUGCAAAACCCCCAGGGCACUCUGCCCCCCAAGGCACACUUGGUGGUGGAGAAGCCCCUCGUGUCCCCACCGCCCACCGACCUCCAAAGCCACUUGGGUACAGAGGUGAUGGUAGAGACCACAGACAACUUCCAAGAAGUCCUCUCCCUGACAGAAAGCCCGGUCCCCCAGCGGUCGGAGAAAUUCGGGAAGAAAAACCGGAAGCGCCUGGACAGCCGAGCAGAGGAAGGAAAUGUUCAGGCCAUUACAGAGGGCAAAGUGAAGAAGGAGGCAAGGACUUUGAGUGACUUUAAUUCCCUGAUCUCCAGCCCUCGCCUGGGGAGAGAGAAGAAGAAAGUGAAGAGUCAGAAAGACCAACUGAAGUCGAAGAAGUUGAAUAAGACGAAUGAGUUCCAGGACAGCUCAGAGAGCGAGCCUGAGCUGUUCAUCAGUGGUGAUGAGCUGAUGAACCAGACCCAGGGCAGCAAGAAGGGCUGGAAGAGCAAGAGGAGUCUGCGGACGGCCAGCGAGCUGGAGGAGUUCAAGUGCCGGAAAGCCAGCGAGAAGGAGGAUGGCCGGCUGGGCAGCCAGGGCUUUGUGUACGUCAUGGCCAACAAGCAGCCUCUGUGGAACGAAGCCACCCAAGUGUACCAGCUGGACUUUGGGGGGCGCGUGACCCAGGAGUCCGCAAAGAACUUCCAAAUCGAGCUAGAGGGGCGGCAGGUGAUGCAGUUUGGAAGGAUUGAUGGCAAUGCGUACAUUCUGGACUUCCAGUACCCCUUCUCAGCUGUGCAGGCCUUUGCGGUUGCCCUGGCCAACGUGACUCAGCGCCUGAAAUGA
Molecule: messenger RNA, 3339 nt
Organism: Puma concolor (puma)
Lineage: Eukaryota; Metazoa; Chordata; Mammalia; Carnivora; Felidae
Source: RefSeq, a predicted model, not a curated record